This is a messenger RNA of Podarcis raffonei (Aeolian wall lizard), 4371 nucleotides long. It is a transcript of the gene RSBN1, whose product is annotated as round spermatid basic protein 1. Gene Ontology annotation, cellular component: nucleus. The record is from RefSeq and is a predicted model, not a curated record. Lineage: Eukaryota; Metazoa; Chordata; Lepidosauria; Squamata; Lacertidae. Bases 51 to 2090 code for a protein of 679 amino acids. The transcript is spliced from 7 exons.
GUGGCAGCUGGCGCUCGGGCCAUUUAAAUGUGUGUGAGGGAGACGGUGAAAUGGCUGCGCAGGUCGCUGCAGUGCGCGCCGUGUCCCGGGGCGCGGAAGAGACGCCUUCGCUCCCACUUGGCGACCGGCCGGGCAGACCCAGGGGAGGGGGGAGGAAGCGGAAAGGCCCGCCGGGGGAGCUCGGAGGGUGCAAGAGGGCCAAGCUGAGCCAGCAGCCGCUCGUGGUGGGGCCCGCUCAGGCGGAGCCGCCGCCGCCGGCCGCUGUCCCCGGCCUGUCGGCGGCGCCCUCCGUAGCGUCCACGGCAGCGGGGCUCUUCACUUUCUCCCCCCUCAGCCUCCCCGCGCAGGCCCCGCGCUGCGAGCGGCGGCAUCACCACCGGCACCGGCACCGCCCGGACAGCGCCGACUGCGAGCCCGGCCGCUCCUCCGGGGGGAAGCUGCACAAGGGGAGGCGGGGAAGCUCCGGCGACGGCGCCGUCGGGCGGCCCAGCAAGCGAGAAAGCCGAGAUGAAAAUGGCAAGACCCAGAGAGCUGACAGUCUUAUUGUAAAGAAAAUAAAGAAAAAGAAGAAAAAGAAACACAGAGAAGAUAUGAGGGGGAGGCAUCUGAAAAUGUAUAAUAAAGAAGUGCAGACUGUGUGUGCUGGUCUUACCCGUAUCAACAAAGAGAUUUUGACUCCAGGGGAGAGUGAUAACUUGGAAGAAAACAAGGAAUCUUUUAGGUACCUAAAAGAUGAGCAGCUGUGUCAGUUGAAUUUGGGCAUGCAGGAAUAUAGGAUACCCCAAGGGGUGCAGUCUCCAUUUACUACACACCAGGAGCAUUCUGUUCGCAGCAGCUUCUUAAAAACAGGCACUAAAUUUAGUAACUUUAUUCAUGAAGAACAUCAGUCAAAUGGAGGAGCUCUGGUUCUUCAUGCCUACAUGGAUGAACUCUCAUUUUUGUCUCCAGUGGAGAUGGAGAGAUUUGCAGAAGAGUUUCUUGCUUUGACAUUCAGUGAAAAUGAGAAAAAUGCAGCAUACUAUGCUCUAGCUAUAGUUCAUGGGGCAGCUGCCUACUUGCCAGACUUCUUGGAUUACUUUGCUUUUAAUUUUCCUAACACUCCAGUGAAAAUGGAAAUCCUUGGCAAGAAGGAUAUUGAAACAACAACCAUUUCAAACUUUCAUGCUCAGGUCAGUCGAACAUACUGCUGUGGAACCUACAGAGCAGGUCCGAUGAGGCAGAUCAGUCUUGUUGGAGCAGUAGAUGAAGAAGUUGGAGACUAUUUCCCAGAAUUUCUUGAUAUGUUGGAAGAAUCUCCAUUUCUUCGUAUGACUUUACCUUGGGGUACUCUUUCUAGCCUCAGACUUCAGUGCAGGUCACAAAGUGAUGAUGGCCCCAUAAUGUGGGUAAGACCAGGAGAACAGAUGAUCCCAACAGCUGAUAUGCCAAAGUCACCAUUCAAACGGCGGAGAUCAAUGAAUGAAAUAAAAAACCUCCAGUAUCUACCUCGGACCAGUGAACCCCGUGAAGUUCUCUUUGAAGACAGAACAAGAGCCCAUGCUGAUCAUGUUGGGCAAGGAUUUGACUGGCAGAGUACAGCUGCUGUUGGAGUGUUGAAAGCUGUACAGUUUGGUGAAUGGAGUGACCAGCCUCGUAUAACCAAAGAUGUAGUUUGUUUUCAUGCUGAGGAUUUCACAGAUGUAGUUCAGAGGCUUCAGUUGGAUCUACAUGAACCUCCAGUGUCGCAGUGUGUUCAAUGGGUCGAUGAAGCUAAGCUAAACCAAAUGAGGCGAGAAGGGAUUCGCUAUGCUAGAAUCCAGCUAUGUGACAAUGACAUCUACUUCAUCCCUAGAAAUGUCAUUCAUCAGUUCAAGACAGUGUCAGCUGUCUGCAGCUUAGCUUGGCAUAUAAGACUCAAACAAUACCAUCCUUCAGGGGAGAAUUCUCAAAGUACAGAAAGCAUUUCAAAUAUGGACACUAGCAUCUGUGAUGAGACUAAAUCAGAAGGUGCAGAUCGAUGUGUGCUUGUGAAAAAGGAGUCUGAAGAAGUAGGAACAGAAGUACAGACAGCAACAGUGGCGUCACCAUCAUUGUUUUCAUCUCUGUCGUGACUUGUUCUGCAACAAGAUAAGCUGGCUCAGCCCCUUCCAGUUUUUAAACUAGAAUCCGAUCAGCAACACAAGCCACAGGAUGGUCAUAUGUGCUCUCUUGUGUGAUAUGUACAUAAUCAUAUACAUUUUUAAACAGCUUUUUAAAAUUUUGAUGUGAAGUUAUAGUUUUAUAACUGGGUUAUGUUUUAUUGGAGAAAUCUUGCCUAUAAUUCUAUAAAGAAAGGUGACAUUCCAAAAUGUCAAGCAUAUCUUUUUUACACAGAUUAUGCAAAGUUAGAGUUGUAUUUUACUUCCUUAGUACAGCAUGUAGUAGUGGACUACAUUUUUCUUUGUCAUUCAACAUCUCCACAAAUGUUUUUCCCCUCCUUCAGGAACAUUAAGUAUUUAACAUUUGGUAAAUCUGAUACCCCUCCGUCUAUUUUAUCUUUAGCUUUCAGCAUAAAAGUGUUGGUUUCUGUGGAGGAGUCACGAAGUGACUCUCCCAUUUGAUUAGUGGCUUGAAUGAAAGAGAAAGCACAGCACUUUUAAUGAUCAAUGACAUUUGUGUGAGAGAGACUUUGAAAGCCUAGAGAAAGCUCAAGUUACCAGCAGUGUAGAUUAAUCCUAAUUGCUUAUCAGCACCUUCACAAAGAAGCUGAUAUCUGAGAUUAGUUGCAGAGUGUGAUCUUGUUGAAUUGUAAUACCUGACGUAACACUUCCCAUACCUCUGCUUUUAAUGUUUGUGGGAAUAUUACUUUUUAUAUCUUCCCUGACUGCAAAAUGUAAUACUAGUGUCAAAUGAAAGUAACUGUUGGCAGUCUCCCUGAGGAAAUUGCCAUCUUAGAGCACUUUAAGGCUUUACAAUAUUCGAACCAACUUGGUGGCUUGUUCAAUUCACAGCAAGCACCUGAGGUGGAAACCAUAUGUUCCUUUUCAUUGAUGCACUUAAUCCAGUAGAGUAGGCUUCACAGUAUAAAUUGGUUGCCUUUAUUCUCAAGAAUUCUAUAUUGCUGUUUCACAGGAAAUCUCAUGUGUACUGCUAUUUCCACAUGUAACUCUUGGGUACCCUAGUGCUAUGUUGAAAGGUUAAAUGACACUCACUAGUAUGUUCAGUAUCGUUAGCAAGAUUGUUUAGCACUCAUACAAUAUUUCCCAAUGUUAACUAUAGUCAACUUUCAUUCAUUAUUUGUAUGCUGAAUUACAUUUAUUUCUGGUACUAGAAGAGAUGGGCCCUUCACAUGUAGGAUAUAACCUUUGUUAAGGUGUAAUCAUAGUUGUUAAUAAGCAACUCCGUACUUGUGAGGUAGGAGAGAGAUCUGCAGCACUACACAAAUGCAAGUAAGAAAGCAGCUGUGUUUAUUUCAACACAUCUUUAUCAAUCUUUUUGAAAAGAACUGCAAAUAUUAAUCUGUUUCUAAUAGCAAUUACUUUGUGCAAUAUUAUUUUGUGUAGAUUAUAUGCAUAUUAGUACCUCUGCACAGAGGACAGUUUUAAACCAAUAGCAAAAUGAUCAGAAAAUAUUGCAGUGAUUUAGAUAGAACUUGUAUUACUCCUGAUAUAUACAUGUAUAUGUAUUGUCUUCGGUGCAGACUGAAGACAAAUAGAAAAUAUUUCAACUUAAAAUGAAUUUUCAGAUUGGAGUGGUGAUGAAUUGUUAAGUAAUCUGUGUAAAUAAGGUGUUAGGAUGAAAACCUUUUUACAAAAGGUAAUUUUUUUAAUGCAGGAGUGUCGCUUUUAACAAAAUUCUAGAUUGACCAAUACUGGUUCAGAUGAUAACCCCUGUGUACUCUGGCUUUUUCCACUUUUUUACUCUUGUCCAGAAGAAUUUUCAUAAGCUUUAAUAGGCUCUGCAAAGUAAAAUUCUUCACAGGCAAUACAAGUUUCAGUGCAUGAUUUAUAUUUGACCAAGUCCAUCUUUAUUUUUGCAUUUCUCUUCCAUCCAUUUUACUAGUCUUCCAAGCACUGAUUUCCCUUUACCCAUGCAUUGCACAUAGCUAUAUCAACAAAUAUAACACUGGUCUUUACAACUUAGCAUGAAAACAGCACUGUGUAUAAUCACUCAGGAACUGGAAUUUUAAAAAAAAAGUUCUUACAGUUGAAGGGAAAACUGUUAUCUCUUUGUCCCAAAAUAAAAAUUUGACAGAAUUUAAACAAACAAAUUCUAACAAUGUGUACUCACAGAAACUCCAUUCCCACGUAACAAAAAAUAAUACAUGGACAAACUUCUGUGACCCUUUCUAAGCUUCUAGAUUGUAUUCUGCCCUCUAUGCAGCCAGGAGAAUUUCUGCUAAGUUUGCUUUUU